Molecule: messenger RNA, 1957 nt
Organism: Alosa sapidissima (American shad)
Lineage: Eukaryota; Metazoa; Chordata; Actinopteri; Clupeiformes; Clupeidae
Gene: mef2ca
Product: myocyte enhancer factor 2ca
Biological process (GO): heart development; cell differentiation; positive regulation of transcription by RNA polymerase II
Molecular function (GO): protein dimerization activity; histone deacetylase binding; RNA polymerase II cis-regulatory region sequence-specific DNA binding
Source: RefSeq, a predicted model, not a curated record
ACUUCUCCUCAUUGUGCAGUGAGAUCUGAACAAAACGCAACCCAAUUUUGGGUUUCUCUCCAAAGCCAGCUGGUCUGGCUUUAUUCAUUCUUUUGUCUUCUUCCUUUCUUUGUUUGUUUUUUUUUCUAACUUUUGAUAAGUGGCCCGUAGCAGGUGCUGACGGGCAGACUGAGCUUCCUGGAGAAGAACAGCAGCAGGACUGGUGCCGUGAAAAGAAGCCUGAACACGCUGAAAAUAAGCUACACUGAUGGGACAGUGACACAGAGUGAUAGAAGCAAAGAGGGAUCUGAGCUGGAAGUCAAAACAGAAGGACAGACGCAAGUGAUAUUGGAGCGGAUGCUGGAGUAAUUGAAUUGGGAGAAGCAAGCUGAGUGAAGAAAAGAAGACUGCCUUGAGGAUUUGAGAGAGGGAGAGAAAGAAGAGAGAGAAGAGAGAAAGAAAGAAGAGAGAGAAAAAGAGAGACAAAGGAAGAGACGAAGAGUUCUUUUGGGAAGAGGGAGAACCAACAGAGGAACCAUGGGGAGGAAAAAGAUUCAGAUUGCACGGAUUAUGGACGAACGUAACAGACAGGUGACGUUCACCAAGCGCAUUGGCCUGAUGAAGAAGGCGUACGAGCUGAGCGUGUUGUGUGACUGCGAGAUCGCCCUCAUCAUCUUCAACAACAACAAGCUGUUCCAGUACGCCAGCACGGACAUGGACAAGGUGCUGCUCAAGUACACCGAGUACAACGAGCCGCACGAGAGCAGGACCAACUCCGACAUCGUGGAGGUGAGCAAGCUCCAGAGACGUAACGGCUAUGGUAACCACCGUAACUCCCCUGGUCUGCUGGUCUCUCCAGGAAGUAUGAGCAAAGGGAUGCAGGCCAAGUCUCCGCCCCCGAUGAGCAUGAACAUGAGCAGUCGCAAGCCAGACCUGCGCGUACUCAUCCCCCCAGGGUCUAAAAACACCAUGCCUUCCAUUAAUCAGAGAAUAAACAACUCCCAGUCUGCCCAAUCAUUGGCAACCCCUGUGGUCUCCGUAGCAACCCCAACACUGCCAGGGCAAGGGAUGGGAGGAUAUCCGUCUGCCAUAUCCACCUCCUAUGGUACAGAGUAUUAUCUGACCAGUGCUGACCUGUGCUCUCUAUCGCCCCCUGUAGAGUACUCUCUGACCAGUGCUGACCUGUCCUCGCUGUCGGGCUUCAGUGGCUCAGGCUCUCUUCACCUGGGCUCUAUGAGUGGCUGGCAGCAGCAGCACCUGCAGAGCAUGCAGCACUCCUCCAUGGCUCACCUGGGAAAUUGCACUAGUACUCACUUAUGUCCGAGCUCAAACCUGUCCCUGCCCUCUGCCCAGAGCCUGCACAUCAAGUCCGAACCUGUUUCUCCUCCUAGAGACCGAGUGGGGCAUCAGCAAGGGGGCUACGGCAGCGCACAGCAGCUCCCUCCCCCCCAGCAGCAGCAGCAGCAGCAGCAGCAGCCCAAUCACCACCAGGCCCAAUCCCAGCAUGCCGCGGGGCGCCAGGAGGCGGGCCGUUCCCCGGGCGACAGCCUGAGCAGCUGUGGCAGCUCGUACGAGGGCAGCGACCGCGAAGAGCAGCAGCAGCGCAGCGACUUCCACUCGCCACUGGGGGCGCUGCGGCCCCCGCAGGAGGAACACGAGAGCCCGUCCGUCAAACGCGUGCGCCUGUCUGAGGGAUGGGCCUCCUGAUUGCCACGCCAACGAUUGCCACUGCCACUUUCGCAAGAAUCCUACCACUCCCCUCCCCAAAUCCUAAAUCCCAUCCCCCCUCCCCCAAAGAUCCCAAGUUCCUCAUACCCCACCCCUACCAAUCUCCUCAGGGAGGGCUUCAUAUCUGAAAUGUAACUUUAGUAUUAUUAUUAUUAUUAUUAUUAAUAUUAUUAUUUUUCUCUGCAGAGUGCGAGUGCUAUUGUGUAUUAAAGUGGUAUAUAUGUUGCAGGGCGGGAAAGAAGGUUUUGAA